Messenger RNA from Lineus longissimus, 3210 nucleotides. RefSeq names its product acyl-CoA Delta-6 desaturase-like. Gene Ontology annotation, biological process: lipid metabolic process. The transcript is spliced from 11 exons. The coding region runs from base 63 to 1358 and encodes 431 amino acids. The record is from RefSeq and is a predicted model, not a curated record. Lineage: Eukaryota; Metazoa; Nemertea; Pilidiophora; Heteronemertea; Lineidae. Gene Ontology annotation, molecular function: oxidoreductase activity, acting on paired donors, with oxidation of a pair of donors resulting in the reduction of molecular oxygen to two molecules of water. Gene Ontology annotation, cellular component: membrane.
GCCGGUAUUCCAGGUGGAGAACACGAUGAAGUCACAAUAAAUCACCCUGUUUUGCAACAGAAAUGGGUAAAGGUGCCUGUAUAUCUGAUGCCACCAGAGUUGUAGAUAUUACCUGGGACCAGGUGAAGCAACAUGACAAAGUUGAGGACAAAUGGAUUGUGAUAAAUAACAACGUUUACGAUAUUUCUCGGUGGGCGAAAAGGCACCCGGGUGGAGCCCGAAUUAUCAGUCACUAUGCCGGAGAAGAUGCAUCGGAGGCCUGGACUGCCUUUCACAAUGACAAAGACUACGUCAAAAAGUUCAUGAAGCCCCUCCAGGUUGGCAGAAUAAGGGAUCCAAAUGAGCCCGAAAUCGUCCAUGACUUCCGUGAAAUCCGUCAAAAGGCAGUAGACAUGGGUCUCUUUAAAGUCAAUGUAUGGUUCUACAUAGCGCAUAUUGCACACAUCCUAGCCCUGGAAGCCGUUGCCUAUUUUGUCAUCAGUUCGUAUGGGAUUGGUUGGGUGCCGUACUUGAUUGCAGCUGUGAUACUGGGGACUGCACAGUCCCAAGCAGGGUGGUCACAACAUGACUAUGGACAUCUGAGUGUCUUCAAAAGUAGUAAAAUGAACCAUAUAGCUCAUCAAUUUGUCAUAGGACAUCUGAAGGGUGCCUCGUCUCAUUGGUGGAAUUUCCGUCAUUUUCAACAUCACGCCAAGCCAAAUAUCGUCCGUAAAGAUCCCGAUAUAAACCUGCCAUACGUGUUCCUGCUGGGUAAAGUCCUGCCUGUCCAGUGGGCGCUGAAGAAGCGGGGUUUUGCCCCCUAUAACUGGCAACAACACUAUUUUUUUCUAGUCGGACCACCUCUACUCCUGCCAACGUAUUUCCAUUUUGAGAAUAUCUACUUUAUUGUCAAAAGAAGGGACUGGGGGGACAUGUUUUGGAUGCUGUCAUUCUUCGUGAAGCAUUUCGCCCUCUACGGACCAAUCAUGGGUGGCUGGGGAGCGUUCUGGUUCUACAUGUUCUUCAGGUGCUUGGAGAGCCAUUGGUUUACCUGGGUCACACAGAUGAGUCAUAUUCCAAUGGAUAUUGACCACGACAAUGGCCGCGAUUGGUUGACCAUGCAGCUGAAAUCGACAUGCAAUGUGGACCCUAGUCUCUUCAAUGAUUGGUUCACGGGACACCUCAACUUUCAGAUUGAGCAUCACUUAUUUCCCACAAUGCCUCGCCACAACUACAUCAAGAUCAAACCACUCGUCGAGUCGCUCUGCAAGAAACAUAAACUCAACUACCAGAGCAAGACGCUGUAUGCUGCUUUUGCUGACAUCAUCCGGUCUCUCAAGAGUUCUGGGGAGUUGUGGUACGAGGUGUAUCAUUCGUAGAGACGUCCGUCCAAUUACCCAACCAUCUUAGUUCCACUUCGACGGUUGCGAAGUUGACGCAAUCAUGUGUCGUACAAUCAUGGAAAAAAUCAAUUGGAAAAGACUAGUCAUUAUAGAUCAAAAGGAGGAUUCUACCUGAUGCAACGUUCAAUCCCUGUCUUGUACACCCCCUGGCCCAAGGGUCCAAUGCUCAAAUGAUAAGACAUUUGAUCAUGUGGUAAAGCUAUGACACUCAAUUACAACAGUAAAAAAACAGCAUUGGCAACAGGAUUGAUGUGUCAACUAAUUGUCGACCACCUGACAAGGGGAGUACAGGUUUCACAUUGACCGCUGCAUAAGAGAUGGUGGAAUGAACUAAUACUGAACAGCUGAGAAAACAACACGCUAUUUGAAUGAGUGUUUCAUAUCAUGUUUAAAACUUCACCUUCGAGAAAAUUAUAUCUGCUUAUAUUUACUGUAGGUCAGUUAUCUGUUGGUGAGUUGUGUUUUUAUUGUUUAUACUGUACAAUAGUACAUCAUUUAUAUCUAUCAGCUUUGCCGCAAAAUUAUCUUGAUGAUGUUGAGACAUUAGUGCAGUAAGUCCCCCAUAUACAUGUAUUGGACUUGACCAAAUCAGCACUUCUGGUUCGUCAGGUACAAAAUCCACUGAAAAACUGUCCAUUAUCUGCAUGUAUUUGGUUCAUGCGCUGCUGAUGUACAUGUAUGCAAGGUUUACUAUAUAGGCCAAACACAUACAAUGUAUGCUCUUAUUCUUAGCCAUCACGAACUUCAGGUCACAGACAAAUGUGUCAAACUUGUACUUUGUUUUUUAUGGUAAUCAAUAAUUAUUCUUAACCAGGUUGUUUAUGCAAGAAGGCCUUCUAAAACUCGCCCACUAGCCUAUUGUUUCAGGGCAACCUGUCUUUUUGAAUGAUCGGUUCACUGCUGACUGCUAUACAUUUAGCGUAGAGUGUUUUAUGGACGUUUGGAAAAUCUUUUUAAAAUUGUGAUCCGCACACCAAAAGCAGGUGUAUGUUGCUCUGAGCUUUAUGACUGGUUGAGACAGACUGGGUUGUUCAUUUCACUGUUGUCUGCCUUUUGUGAAAUCCGAGUACAUCAAUUUCUUACAUUAUCUCCUGGCCUCAUUUAGGUUCAGCUUAUGAGCGACAUGCGCCUCUUUUUGCUGCGACAGGUCACAAUCAGUAUUUGAAAACCUGUUCAGUCUCCCUGCAGGAACUAUGCAGGCCUUCGUGACGACCAGUAGGUUCUCGUAUGCCGUCUCAAAAUAUAUAUCUUGCCCCCAGUGGUAAUAUUUUUAUACUUUUUCGCUUUGACAGCUGUCCAUAAACUGCCUUAAUCUCUUCUAUCUAUCAGAAUUUAUGAAUAUUUUGUUACUCUAGCAUUUCUGCCGUCUUUUUAAAUGUAUUCUUAUAUCUUCGAAUGUUAGCACUUUGGUUUGUGGGAAACUACUAGUCAGCAGACCAGAAUGCACAUAUAUUUAGUCACAUCAAGACCGACCUGCAAAAUUCUGAGAUUUUGGAACAGGACAGCACUUGUCAGUCCUAAGGGUGUCCUCAGUAGAGAGGUUCCACUGCAUGGCCAUGAAAUCAAAUGGUCAUAGAGCAGUUAUUAUAAAGUCUGGCACGAUGAAACUUUGGACGAGUUUUAUCUGUGUUCUUAAUCUUAUUUAUCUGCAACACGGUAUUAUCUUUUUCGUAAUCACUUAGUCAAAUAUACAUGUAAUGUGGACAGACUCGGGUUUUCAAUCCUUCCUUCUGUAUUGGAUGAAAAUCAUAAAAGCAUUUCUUCAUGCACAAGUACAAAUAUUAGUCAAGUCUUUAAAUAUAAUAAACUUUUAUUUCUAGUUUCUAAA